GGCGGUCAGAAGUCAGAUGGGGGGCGGGAUUUGCAGUAGAUCACUAAGUGUGUCUAAGGCUCCUUGAUUGCCAGUUGAUUAGAAAUAGUAGCAACAACUCUUUCUCUCGCCCUGCAAAAAUGAAAGGAACUGUUUCUGAAUGUGAGAAAGCGCAGUGGGAAACCAGGACUGGACCCUUGAGUGAAAGGGCUGUAAUCAGGGUGACGUCUGCACUAUGCAUUUAGCACAAUAGGCACCGGGCCUUAUAAACAACCCUGGACCUGGCAGUUGACAUCACAGAGAAACAUGGGAUAGCAGUGUGUGAGUGACCCCUGCCAAGCCCCGGAGUUAAGAGAGGUGAUGGCGUCCGAACGCAGGAAUGCAGCUGUCUGGGCUGUCCCCCGAGAUGCCCUGCUGGAGGACACAGUGAAGACGGAGGCCCAGGAGGAGGCAUCGGAGUCUGAACCGGAGGAGGCUGCAGGAACAGGCCCCUUGGCUGUCCGCUCAGAGAGCCUCAAGGAAUUGUGGGAAGGGACCAUAACAGAGCACAUUAAGCAGGAACCCGAGGAAGGGCCUCAGGAGGAGUGCUGGGGAGCUCAGUGUCAGGGGCUCCUGAAGGCUGUGCGGUCUCCACAGUCUGAACCAGGAAACCUUCAGCUGGCCAGCAAUGGCCCAAGGGACACACAGGCUUCCUUUGAGGGGCGAUCAGACAUUGGGCUGCAGUCUGGGCGAGGCAGGGUGAUCCGCCACCUGCCUGGCCCUGGAGGAGACAUCCCCCAGCCCACCCACAGCGUUUUGGCCCUGGACCGUGUGGAAGUGAAGAAGGAGGCUCCCAGCCAGGAGGUGGAGCGCCUGUGCUUCAGGCAGUUCCUCUACCAGGAGGCCGAGGGGCCGCGAGAUCUCUGUGGGAUGCUGUGGAGGCUCUGCCACCGGUGGCUGCAGCCGGAGAGGCGCACCAAGGAGCAGAUCCUGGAGCUGGUGAUCCUGGAGCAGUUCCUGGCUGUCCUGCCCCCGGAGAUGCAGAACUGGGUCAGGGAAGGCGGGCCGGAGACUUGCGGUCAGGCAGUCGGCCUGGCGGAGGAUUUCCUGGAGAGGCAGCAAGAAAACGAGCACGAAAUACAACAGGUCCUCUGGCCCUUCAAGGAGAAAGCGGAUGAUUCCCCUGAGGCUGACGGGGCUCUGUCAGACUCUGGUGAGUGGCCGCUCACCAAAGUGGAGGAUUCGGCUGCUGAUGCCCCUUGGCUGGACAGUGAAAGGGCAUGUUGGAAGAAGAAUCUGCCAAUCAAUUCUGAAGGAGCUGAACUACGUUGGAUGCUGCCAGGGAGAUCAGAACAGACAGUUUCCCGUUAUCCUUACUGGGGAGAAGCAUCCGAAAACCAGCAGGAAACUCACCCCCAUAAUGAAGAAGGCAAAUCCGUUCCUUUCCAGCUCCCUGCCAUGCCAGUCCAGCAAAGGUUCCUCAAGGGUGAGACAUGCGCUGAGUGCGGAAAAUCCUUUCGCUGCAAGGCGGAGCUCACCGAACACCAGAGAAUGCACUCAGGAGAGAAACCCUACAUCUGCUCCGACUGUGGGAAGAGCUUCUGCAGUAGGAGUGUCCUGGUUGCCCAUCAGAGAAUCCACACCGGGGAGAACCGCUUCAGUUGCUCAGAUUGCGGGAAGAACUUCAGCCAGCAAUCGCAUCUUACGGCACAUGAGAGAACCCACAGGCAAGAGAAGCCCUUCGUUUGCCCAGAUUGCGGACAGAGCUUUAGAGGGCACAGUGGGCUUGCGGCUCAUCUGAGAAUCCACACGGGAGAGAGGCCCUACCAUUGCCCAGACUGCGGGAAAAGCUUCCGGCAGAGAUUUGACCUUAACCGACACCAGAGAAUCCACACGGGCGAGAAACCGCACCAGUGUCCCGACUGUCCCAAAAGCUUCAGGAACAGGUCGGCUUUUGUCGUGCACCGGAGAAUCCACACCGAGGAGAAACCGUACCCGUGCUCUGGGUGUGGCAAGCGUUUCCGUCAUCGCACAAACCUCCUCACGCACGAGAGGCUCCACACGGGAGAGAAGCCCUACAAGUGUACGGUGUGUGAUAAGAGCUUUGUCGAAAGCUCGUCCCUCAUGAAACACAAGCGAGCCCACACGGGCGAGAAGCCCUACAAGUGUGCCGAGUGUGGGAAAUGCUUCUCUCAGAACGCCGGCCUGGUUCAGCACGAGAAGAUCCACACGGGAGAAAAACCCUUCCAGUGCCCAGACUGUCCCAAAAGCUUCCGGGACAAGUCGGCCUUUGUCGUUCACCACAGGACGCACACGAGGGAGAAACCGUUUCACUGCUCGAUCUGCGAGAAGAGCUUCAGCCAUCGCUCCAACCUUCUCAAGCACGAAAGAACCCACACUGGGGUGAAGCCAUACAAGUGCCUGGAGUGCGGAAAGGGCUUCACUCAGAAGUCAAGCCUCCUCUCGCAUUCAAGAAGCCAUCGGCCCCGUAUACCUGAAGGAGCGUCUCCACUCGCAUCGUUCAGCCUGGGCAUGGAGGUCCAGCUCCGUGGAGGGCCUUCAGGCAGUUCCGUCACUGUGAAAAGUGAAGCUAUAGGGAACCAAGCAUUGGGCCUUCUCAGUAGUGGCGCCUGCCCUGUGGAAUGCCCUCCCCUCAGAGGUCAGAAAGAUAAACAACUGCACGACUUUCCGGAGAAAUCUGAAGGCAGCUCCGUAUUGGGAAGUUUUUAAUAUCUGAAGUUUCAUUGUAUUUUUAUAUUCUGUUGGAGGCCGCCCACAGUGGCUGGGGCAACCCAGUCACAUGGGCGGAGUACAAAUAAUAAAUAAUAAUGAUGAUGAUGAUGUAUACAUUGGCUUAGAGGGUGGGGAGUACUGUCCCCCUGGGCAUCCAUGGAGGAGCAAAUGGCUGAACAAUAAAAUAAGGUCACCUGUC
Messenger RNA from Podarcis raffonei (Aeolian wall lizard), 2890 nucleotides. RefSeq names its product zinc finger protein 436-like. The record is from RefSeq and is a predicted model, not a curated record. Lineage: Eukaryota; Metazoa; Chordata; Lepidosauria; Squamata; Lacertidae. The transcript is spliced from 4 exons. The coding region runs from base 340 to 2688 and encodes 782 amino acids.